AUGGCUGAACUGCGAUCUCGUCCUUCUAGUGUUUUGUUGGAGCCACCCCCAAAGGGAGUCGAGCUUGAAGAUCCUGGGGCGUCAGACCAUAGUAUGGUAGAGAAGGUCGAUACCUCGCCCAGACAUGGGGAGGUACCCGGGUCACCUGCAUAUCAACAGCGGCUGGCGGAUGCUGUUCCAGACGAGAUUGACAUAGUUGGAGGAUCUAGGCCUGAUACGCAGCAUAAUCCAGCCCACAUAGAACGACCGCUAACACCCGGGGGAACUCCAAUACCGUUGACUGUCGUGGAAAAGGUGGAUCUUAACUCGCCAGCAUAUGGUGAAGAACCAGGGACACAGGCAUACGAAUCACGAAAGGCAGACUUCGCACCUGACAGAAUUUUCAAACUCGGAGACCCAAGGGCAAGUCCUCAGCUUGUCGUACCUGAAAAUGACCUAGAAAAUGCUAUAAGUGAUAGUGACCUUCCCGAGACGCUGCUCUCUAAGGUUGAAUCUCUGCCCAAGGAAGGGGAAGAACGGAAGUUCACUGCCCACCGUAGGAAACUAAGUGAUGCUGCUCCCGAUGCUGAAGAGAUAGUUCUGGAUGUUCCAGGACAACAAAUUCCUGAUACAAAUAGCUCUGGAACAAAAAUUAAUUUUACCGACGACCCGGCUCAAUUAAACGAUAGUGGUGGUGGCGACCUAAAUGAUUAUACUGAAGCCAGGGCAGAUUUUGAUGAUAAUGAUAACGGAUUUGGCGACGACUUUGAUGACUUCAAAGAAGGGGACGGGGGCGAUGAUCAUGACGACUUUGGUGAUUUUGACGAUGGCUUUCAAGAACCAGAAGAAACCUCUGAUGCUGCCAUACUGAAGCCAAAUACUGAUUCCACUGCGUCCCCUAGCCUUCCGGUCCUGCCCCCUCUUCUGGACUUUUCCUCUCUUAAAUCCCUUCCUGACCUUCUAUCUGCCACUUCCGAUCAUCUCGAUACCCUGUUCCCUAACUCUACAAAUUUAUCAUCGUUACCCCCUAUUGACCCAUUUCCCGACUCCUCUGCAAUAUUUACUACAGAACGUUCCCUAUCCCUUUGGUCUCAACUGGUUGCGCCCCCUCCCCUCCAGCCUCCAAACUGGACUAAAUCCCGUAUCCGCCGCCUCUUUCUCGUCUCCCUUGGUGUCCCCGUGGACCUAGAUGAAAUCCUUCCUGCUUCAAAACAGAAGAAAUUGGUCCUUCCCUCCAUGAACCGCGACACUGCCCGGGUGUCAAGUGAAGAUCCAUUAGGAACAGGUGGCACAUUACUUCGCUCUCGAAGCAAACGAAAGAAUCGAGAAGGGCAAUCCCGAUCGUCUACAUCCUUCGACUCCAACCGCUCAUCAUCUAGACCCGUUCCGUCAACACCUCGGCGCAGAGGUAAUACCCCUCCCCCGGAGCUAGAUCUUCUCGCCACACGCCGGCUUUGUGAAACUACUGAUGCAGCACUUGAUGGCUAUACGGAUGAAGAAAUAACAGAACAUGUACAAAAGCUGGAAAAGCUGACUAUCCGAGCGAGUGAGGUUUUGGAGUACUGGCUGAAGAAACGAGAUGGACAACUUGGAGAAAAAGAAGCCUUCGAGGGUGUUAUAGAGAACCUGGUUAAACAUGCACGCCAAGUGAGGAAGUGA
Messenger RNA from Trichophyton benhamiae CBS 112371, 1638 nucleotides. RefSeq lists its product as uncharacterized. The coding region runs from base 1 to 1638 and encodes 545 amino acids. The record is from RefSeq and is a predicted model, not a curated record. Lineage: Eukaryota; Fungi; Ascomycota; Eurotiomycetes; Onygenales; Arthrodermataceae. The transcript is spliced from 4 exons.